This is a messenger RNA of Sphaerulina musiva SO2202, 1976 nucleotides long. RefSeq names its product membrane transporter. Gene Ontology annotation, biological process: transmembrane transport. The transcript is spliced from 7 exons. NCBI's taxonomy places the organism in Eukaryota, Fungi, Ascomycota, Dothideomycetes, Mycosphaerellales, Mycosphaerellaceae. Gene Ontology annotation, molecular function: transmembrane transporter activity. The record is from RefSeq and is a predicted model, not a curated record. Bases 186 to 1817 code for a protein of 543 amino acids.
CUGCUGCAAUCUUGUCACCAUAGCCAUACCUUCUUAUCUUUGACCUUAUCACCACUCCUCUUCCUCCUCCUCCCCCUCCUCCCCCUCCUCCUCCCGCCCUGGAGUCCGAACGCCUUCUCGCCCGCUCGAGCAGAGACAGCAUCGAGCUGGCGGAGACUUCCUCUUACUCCGACGCGACUCGCAAUAUGGCGGCGACGACGGGAUAUGGCGACGACGACAAGACCAAGGGCGGCGUGCUGGAAUCGCACCUUUCGAGCGGUUCGCGCGCGUACGAGAGUACAACGGGGAGAAGCGAAGACGAAUACGGUCUGGACAAGAGCGAUCUGCUCGCGCUCGAAGAUGUGGACCCUGUGCUUAACAAGAAGAUGCACCUAGUCAACAAUGCUAUUGACGAGAUUGGCAUGACGGGCUAUCAGUGGAAACUCUUUGUGUUGAAUGGCUUUGGAUACGCAGUAGACUCUCUGAUUCUCUUGAUUCAGAGCAUUAUUGCAGGACAAGCUGCCUACGAGUUCAAGCCUGGCUGGGACUACGGCUUGACUGUUGCGUCCUAUGUCGGCAUGUUGGUAGGCGCGCUCUUUUGGGGCCUGUCUGCCGAUGUCAUUGGGAGGAAGUACGCCUUCAACGUCAGCCUGCUGAUCUCGAGCGUGUUCUGCAUGGUGGCAGGUGCAUCGCCAAACUGGAUUGUCCUUGGACUGUUUGUUUCUCUUGCAGCCUUCGGAGCGGGAGGGAAUCUUGUUCUGGACACUGCUGUGUUUUUGGAGUACUUGCCUUCGAAGGAUCAAUGGUUGCUUACGCUCAUGGCGGCAUGGUGGGGACUUGGACAGCUGGUGGCCGGCUUGUUUGCGUGGGCUUUCAUCCCAAAUUAUAGCUGUCCUGGAGAUCCAGUUGAAACUGGUGUGCCCUGUAAUUGGGACACAAACCCUGGCUGGAGAUAUAUGUGGUUUACCAACGGAGCACUGAUAUUCCUCCUGUCUAUACUCCGGAUCACAGUCAUCAGGCUACGUGAAACUCCCAAAUAUCUGGUUGGCGAAGGCAGAGACGCUGAGGUCGUGGAUACCCUUCAAUUCAUCGCCAAGAAGUACAACAGGCCAUGCAGCCUCACCAUUGAGGACUUUCAGGCUUGUGGAGUGACUGGCAGCUAUCUCAGACGCGGUUCGGGAGCAGCACACGCGAAGUCCAAGUUCUCCUUUGGCGAGGUGGGAGUCCAUCUGACAGGCCUGUUCUCCACCAAGAAGCUGGCUCUAUCGACAAGCCUGAUCUGGUUUUCCUGGCUUCUCAUCGGGCUGGCGUAUCCGCUGUUCAACGUGUUCCUGCCGGUCUAUUUGAAAACUCGAGGAGCUCAGCUUGGAGGCUUGUCUCCGAACGAAGUCUGGCGCAAUUACGCUAUCGCCAAUCUGUGCAGCAUUCCGAGCCCAAUUCUGGCUGGCUAUAUGUGCAAGUCCCGCUUCUUUUGGGGACGACGUGGAACAAUGGUCAUUGGAGCUCUGGUCACAAUGGCCUUCUUCUUCUCGUACACUCAGGUCAAGACGAACGCGCAAAACUUUGGAUUCACGUGCGCCAUCAGUUUCUGCUUGAACAUCUACUAUGGCACAUUGUACGCGUACACUCCGGAAGUCCUGCCUUCUGCACAUCGUGGAACAGGCAACGGCAUCUCCAUUGGAUUCAACAGACUGAUGGGCAUCAUGAGUGCCGUGGUCGCAACAUACGCGGAUACAUCCACCCCGGUGCCCAUCUACAUUUGCGCCACUUUAUACGUGGUGAUGGCAGCCGCGGCUAUCGCCUUUCCAUUUGAGCCGAUGGGAAGUCGGAGCUCAUAAAGCACCAUACCAUAUCGUACCAGAUAUGUAUAUAUACCGUACCUAAUGUACAUGUACAAGCCCGAGGAGAGAAGCACUCGCUGUCUUCCAUUCGCGAGGGUCUGCCAAGGUCGACUACUUGUAUCACGACGCACCCAAGCAGAUGUAUAAUGACUUGAC